AUGCCUCCAUUCGAUAUAGUCAACAGGCUUUUGCCAACCGCUCAACAAUGGAGAUGGUACGGUAUUGGUGCUUUAUCUCUCAAGAUGUAUGGAAGUCGUACAGUAUGGCUCUUGCAAGCACAAAUCAUUGGCGAAUUACAAGAUGAAGACGCGAUAGCAUUCAAAAAGAUGGCAUGCGAUGAAUGUACCAUGAUCGCCGUAGCUGCUGCAAUUGUUGCACAAAUUGCUAUCACAGGAUUAUCAUUGGACUCUUUGAACAAAACUCAUUGGACAGCAAAAUCUUGUUUUGUGAUGAGCUUAACCUUUUCUUUGGUAUCGGUGUACUAUUCCGUUACCCAGAAAAGAAUCCUCGGUCGACUAAUCAAAGCAAGAGAUGUUCGUCAUUGGAUACGAGGGAGGAAACAGGCCAUCAACCGAGUCUUUUCUAUGGAAGUAGGGUUCAAGCUUGAUCCUUGUGAGCCCGACGAUUACUUACCGGAGGACUUAGAUGUUCGCGAUCUUAAGGAGGAUUUCCAGAGACAAUGCUUUAUCCCGAGUCCUUUAUCCGUAAUCACCCUUUCUGCCCCUCAGAUGUUGCUUUCUGGCUCUCUUUCUCUGCUUCUUAUCAGUUUGGGGAUAUAUUUAGGUAAGUUCUGGAUUCGUGGACUAGAUACUACGGAACCAGCUACUGACUCGAGAAAUGUCUUCAUAUUGUACUUUGUUGGGCUAUACUUUUCUGGAGGUAUGUAUGUGGUUUUGGGAUGGUUUCGUGGCCAAGAUAAGCGUUCGGAAUCAGAUAUCAUUGAUGGUUAUAUGAAUGAAUACUUAGCUAGCCACCCUGACGUGUUGGCUCGAUGGAAUGUUGACCGACAUUGGUGUCUUCAGAAUGGGACUCUGAAGCCGAUUCCUGGCACCGAAAUCGAGGAAAACCUCACAAUUGUGCGGAAUGAGAUGGAGGAGAUGAAUAACGUCUGA
Molecule: messenger RNA, 954 nt
Organism: Botrytis byssoidea
Lineage: Eukaryota; Fungi; Ascomycota; Leotiomycetes; Helotiales; Sclerotiniaceae
Exons: 2
Coding region: 1-954 (317 amino acids)
Source: RefSeq, a predicted model, not a curated record